GGGCCGAUCCGCACAUGCUCCCUGCCUUGUUUUGCAGAGCCCGGCGGGGCCGGCCCGUCCCGCCCCGCCGGGGCCGCCCCCGGCCGCGCCGGGCGCUUAAAGCCGGGCUCAGCCGAGCCGAGCCGGGCUGAGCCGCAUCGAGCCGGUCGUGGCUGAGCAGCGCCAUGAUUUUCGAUCGCCUCAAACGCUUCUCGAUCGUGCUGGAGGGCGCGGAGCGGGACGGCCCGGCCGCCUUCAGCCCCGGGCAGGCGGUGUCGGGCCGCGUGGUGCUGGAGCUGGCGGCGGCCGCGCGGCUCGGGGCGCUGCGGCUGCGGGCGAUGGGCGCUGCCCGCGUCCACUGGACCGAGUCCCGCAGCGCCGGCUCCAGCACCGCCUACACGCAGAGCUACAGCGACCAGGUGGAGUUUCUGAGCCACCGCGACACGCUGAUGGCACCGCCAGACAACGGUGAGGCCACUGUCCUGCAGGCAGGAAGGCACGAGUUCCCCUUCACCUUCCAGCUCCCUGAGACCCUGGCCACCUCCUUUGAGGGGAAGCACGGCAGUGUGCGCUACUGGGUGAAGGCCAAGCUGCACAGACCCUGGUCAACAGUGAAGAAAGCAAAGAAGGAGUUCACUGUGAUUGAACCCAUCGACAUAAACACCCCUGCACUGCUGGCUCCCCAGGCAGGUGCUAAGGAGAAACUUGCUCGUGCCUGGUACUGCAACCGUGGCCAAGUGUCUGUGACUGCCAAGAUUGACCGAAAAGGCUACACCCCAGGUGAGGUCAUCCCCAUCUUUGCUGAGAUCGACAACUGCACGAGCCGUGCCGUGGUGCCCAAGGCAGCCAUCAUCCAGACCCAGACCUUCAUUGCCCGGGGCACCAAGAAGCAGAAGAAGUCGGUGGUGACCAGCAUCACUGGGGACCCCAUUCCGGCCGGGAAGAGGGAGGUGUGGCACGGACGGGCGCUGAAGAUCCCGCCCGUGGGGCCGUCCAUCCUCCAGUGCCGCAUCAUCCAGGUGGAAUACUCCCUGAAGGUUUGUGUGGAUAUUCCUGGGACGUCCAAGCUGCUCCUUGAACUGCCUCUUGUCAUCGGGACCAUCCCGCUGCACCCCUUUGGGAGCCGCACCUCCAGUGUCAGCAGCCAGUACAGUGUCAACCUGGACUGGCUCAGCACCAUCCCAGAGCAGCUGGAGGCCCCUCCUGAGUACUCAGCAGUCGUGUCCAGCCCAGAGGCUGAGCAGAGCCUGGCUCCUCCGUGCCGCAGCGAGCUCGGGGACAUCCUGGAAGGUCCCUUCUUUGCCUACAUCCAGGAAUUCCGCUUCCGACCACCUCCGCUCUAUUCAGAGGUGGAUCCAAACCCCGCGUCAGACAGCAUCCGCCCGCGCUGCAUGACCUGCUGAGAGAAGCGCCUCGGCUGCGUGCGGCAGCGUGACGAUCCCUGGGGAUGGCAGCUUGCACCCUCACAGCAUUGGGGUCUGGAAACGGGGACGUGAGACCCCGACCCCGCUCCCUCGGCCGCUCCUGUCGUGACUGUCCCACGGGCCCAGAGCCAGCGCGGUGCCGUGGCCCCGGCACGGGUAGGAGAACACGAGGGGCUGGCGGUGUGGAGCCAGGCAGGACACGCAGGGUUCAGAACUGCCCCGGGAUUUUGGGGUUGGAACAGGGAAUUUGAGCCAAGAUUGCUCUCCGCUUGCCUGCAGUGCCACGCUCUGAAAACUUCUGUCAGCUCCUGGUGUGGAAAACAGGAGCUUGGAGGCGUUUCUCAGGAUUGCUGGAGCAUGUUUGUUUGGAUGGUGCUCAGGGUUGGGCCCUGGGGCGAUGCAGGUGCGGCCCUUUGCCUGUGGCUCACCAGGACUGCAGGUCCCCAAGGCAGUGAGAGGUCCUUUCCUUUCCUGGCUGGAUGAAGUAGAGGGCUCAGCCACUGCUGACAAUCUUUGCCACAAGCCUGUGGGUACCUGUGGGAGGAAUGGCUUGAGCCACUUAAACUCUAAAGGCCUCCAAGGGCUGAUACAAGGACUUGGGGGAUGAAUUUAUGAUCUGUGGCAGUGUUUUGGUGCCAUUUACUAAGAACAGGAAAGCUGCUUCGUGAGUGUCAGCACCCAACCUGCACAGUGUGCUGGUGCCCCCUCCAAGAUGGGGCUGAAACCAACCCUCAAACUGGUACCAGCACUGGGGGUUGGAGCUGUGGCUGGUGGUCAAGGAAGAGAGAGCCACAGAUGCUGAUGGGAGAUGUGGAGUUGGGAUGAAUCCUUCAGGACUGGGAGUCCUUGAGGUGUCAGAAGCCCUGGUGGGGUGAGAACACAGCAGCAACCUGUGCUCACUGGGUGGGAACCAGUGUGGGAAGGGUGAGCUGGAUGUUGUGGUCAGGAAGCCGGGGGCUGGCCCCGCUCACUGCAGGAGGACCUGAGCAGAGUUUGGGGGCUGAGGACCUUUGCAUUCCCUCACUGAGACAAUCCCUGACCGUGCACAACCAAUGCCAGUGUGCCUUGGGCUCUGUGCUGGGGUUGCUCAGAUGAGUCUUUUCUAUCUGUGAACACUUUUGUAAUGACCACUCUUUGUCUCUACACUUUUUGUACGACUUUUUGGUGGGGAAUUUUUUGUCUGAAAUAAAUUCUUUAA
Molecule: messenger RNA, 2601 nt
Organism: Vidua macroura (Pin-tailed whydah)
Lineage: Eukaryota; Metazoa; Chordata; Aves; Passeriformes; Viduidae
Gene: ARRDC2
Product: arrestin domain containing 2
Exons: 8
Coding region: 165-1382 (405 amino acids)
Biological process (GO): protein transport
Cellular component (GO): cytoplasm; plasma membrane
Source: RefSeq, a predicted model, not a curated record